AUGGGGUAUUUGGCCGGUAUGACCAGUCUUGGUAUUCGUAUUGAACGAGCAGUCGCCGUUGACGCUGGGAUACGUAUCAUCCCCAAAACCGAAGACGAUUAUCGCAGGAUAAUCCGUCUUUUCAAAGAGGAAAACAUUCCUCAUCACACUUUCCCUUUGCCCACUGAGCGCAACAACCAUGCGGUUAUCAGAGGUAUCCCAGCAUCAACCACCGAACAGGAGGUCAAAGGUGAGCUAGAACAGAAGGGUUACGCUCCCUUUCACAUCAUUCGCCUAAAGCGCAACGGCGGCGUGCCCAUGCCCUUGAUGGUGGUGAUCCUGCCUAAGACGGAGAAGUCACAGCAAGUGUUCAACGAGCACGAAUUGCUGGGGCUCUCUAUCAGAGUCGAAGUUCAGAAGAACUCUCGACUCAUUGGGCGAACUCCACCGUUGCCGAUCGGUCUUUCUAAUAUAAUUGCGAACCAUCUGAAAGCAACACAAGGCAUCAAAAUGAGAUCGUUGAUAAUCAGGGGACAGAAUGGGAUCCCAACCCGUUCUGCCCCACACCGUUCUGCCCCACAAGCUACUCAUAACAAAACAUAA
Messenger RNA from Acanthoscelides obtectus, 582 nucleotides. The record is from the annotation of a GenBank genome assembly. NCBI's taxonomy places the organism in Eukaryota, Metazoa, Arthropoda, Insecta, Coleoptera, Chrysomelidae.